Trichoderma atroviride IMI 206040 is the source of this 1500-nucleotide messenger RNA. NCBI's taxonomy places the organism in Eukaryota, Fungi, Ascomycota, Sordariomycetes, Hypocreales, Hypocreaceae. The record is from RefSeq and is a predicted model, not a curated record.
AUGUCUCAUGAACGCGCUAAUACCGACGACACCAUUGAGGAUUACGAGACAGUUACUGCAAAGUUUCUGGACUUUGUUCUUCCCAGAUUUACUGUUAUGUAUCGAGACGAAGCAAGGCAACUUAUAGUGAACGACCAUUGCUUUUAUUCUCUGGCCACGCUGCUCAAUGAACUCUUUACCUCACGUUCACACCGGAAGCAUAACAAAGCUCAUAAGCGCACUCUCAUAAAUAUAGUGGCAGAAUUGGAAUCCAGAUCGAUCAAUCAACACUCAAUACUUUCAAGCGCCCAUUUACAUACUUUCGUUGCCGUUUAUCUCCUUCAAACCGGCUCCACUGCCGACGCCAUGCGUCAUCUAAAGGAAGCCGCUGAAAGAAUCUCAAACAGGAAAAAUUGGUAUUGCAAUACCGGAUUUAUUGUGGUAUACUUUGGUAUUCUCCGCGUCUGCUUCGAAUAUGAAGUAGAACCUUCAAAGGCCUUAGCCACUUCGUACUAUGUACCAUUCCUUUCCCAUCCAGGCAACACUGCAUGGUUAUAUACACCGAAUAUAUCCCGACGUGACCGUUACCAUAUUCGGCGUUCUAUCUGGAUUUCCGCUGUGGCUCAAGGUAAACUGGUAUUCCAAGAGCACGUCAACCGAGUUGAGACAGGCAAUCUUAGUCUGGAUGAAUUAGACUAUGAAAUGGAUAAAUGGUUACACGGCUACGACUAUCCGGAAUACCCUGAACCGGGAUCAUGGUGUCUUAAUAAUAUCGAUCAGCUCUCAGCAACGGAUGCAGAACUAAAAUUCUGGCGCCCUAUUUACAAUACCACGAUAAGACUAGUUGAAGGCGACCUGGCAGCAGGGAGUCAUGAUGACGAAACGAUGGCAGAGUUUGACUACAAAGCCGAUAAGACAUCUUACCAGUUCGGAAUAAUUCGCGACUUUAUUCAGAAGAGCAUUAGAUAUGUAAAGUCUAAGCAAGAGCUUUUCGAUGUUGAUCGAAGAUGCGGUUUCCAAAAGGAAUGCGAUUACCUCAAUUGCAUUCUGCAAACUUUCUUGGUAUUGAAAUCAGAUAGAUUUCACAAGAUCACUGACUUACCUUCUUACGAGCUAUCAUCAAUGGUUUCAAAGACAAAGAAGUAUAAUAAGAAAAGCAUUCCGCCUAAUUUACUUUGCGCUUUAGCAUUGAAAAAGUGGAAAACUAUUUGCGAAGAAGAACAUAAGAUACCGUCCUUGAUCCUGACUCCGAAGAAGAAAAAAACGAUGCCUUUAUUAAACGAAGAGGAUUACCAGUCUGAUACUUCUCAAAUAACUGUGAUCCGAUGGCUUGAUGUUUCUCAAGACCCUACGUUCCGAUGGCGUGAUAAAUCUACGGAAACCAUGUUCCGAUGGCGUGAAAAAUCUACAGACAAAGUUACUGCAGUUCAGGAAAGCCAAACGUUUCCCAUUGAUACAACAGCAGGUGUUCGUCACAUUGGCAAGGUUGACUCCCUGGCUUAUUCUUGCUUCUCGCAGUAG